Molecule: messenger RNA, 1250 nt
Organism: Cryptomeria japonica (Japanese cedar)
Lineage: Eukaryota; Viridiplantae; Streptophyta; Pinopsida; Cupressales; Cupressaceae
Product: CBBY-like protein
Exons: 9
Coding region: 154-1122 (322 amino acids)
Molecular function (GO): hydrolase activity
Source: RefSeq, a predicted model, not a curated record
CCCAGUUAACAUGCAAUGGAACAGAGCAAGCGAUUAGAGAGAUGAGCAAAUGGGUUGUAAAUAAAUUACUGGAAAUGAUCAAUAUAUCCCAUCAAUCACAAAUGUGGCUAGGGUGAAACGCUCUAUCUGGUCAGAGAAGCAGAGCAACAAAGCAUGGGUGGCGGAGUUACCUCUUCAUGCAAUUUCUUGUUAAGGCCAAAUCCAAUCUGUUGUACGGGGAAGCAAAUAUCUUGCUUCACUAGAAUUCAAUUUCACAAUGGAAAUGGGCACCGCAGCGCCAAAUUACGUAGCAGAAGAAGUGCAAAAGUUGUAAACUGUGCAGCUCUGCCUCUCCCUGAAGCGCUUCUUUUUGACUGUGACGGUGUGCUGGUGGACACGGAGCGCGAUGGUCACAGGGUCUCCUUCAAUGAAGCUUUCCAAGAGAAAGGCUUGAAUGUGAGCUGGGACGUGGAGCUUUAUGGAGAAUUGCUGAAGACUGGCGGUGGAAAGGAGCGAAUGACUGCCUAUUUUAACAAGACAGGGUGGCCAGAUGCAACUCCCAAUACAGAAGGUGAAAGAAAGGAGUUUAUAGCUUCUCUUCACAAGAGAAAGACAGAGUUAUUUAUGUCUCUCAUUGAAAAACGACUGCUUCCUCUUCGUCCAGGUGUUGCAAGGAUAAUUGACGAGGCAUUGACAGACGGAGUCAAAGUUGCUGUAUGCAGCACAUCAAAUGAGAAGGCGAUGGCUUCCCUAUGCUCCUUGAUAGACAUGUCCCGCAAAUUUGCAAGAUCUCAUGUUUCAGCCAUAGUACAAGGCUUGUUGGGUUCAGAACGGGCCCAAAGGAUGUCAAUAUUUGCUGGGGAUAUUGUGCCUCGCAAAAAACCUGACCCUGCCAUCUACAUCCUUGCAGCAACAACGCUUGGAGUUAAUACAUCAAGGUGUGUUGUGAUAGAAGACAGCGCUAUUGGUCUUGCAGCAGCCAAAGCAGCAGGGAUGAAGUGCAUAGUGACGAAAAGUGGGUAUACAGCUGAAGAAGAAUUUGAUAAAGCAGAUGCAAUUUUCGAUUAUAUUGGUGAUCCUCCAAAUGUACAAUUUGACUUGGAAUUUUGUAAAAAAUUAUUAGAGAAACAAUAUGUGAGUUAGUAAAUUUGUUAAAACAAAAUGGUUAUAUCCAUUUAUAUGUAUUUAUUAAUGUUCUUCAAUUUAAUAAAAUCAAUAAUUUGUCUGAUUUCUUAAAUAAACUUUAUAUAAAAUGGUAAGAUUUAUGCAUU